UUCCGCAAUUUUAGGUCCAAGAGCGCAUGCGCAAAGUGUGCGUUUCGAUUUCGCGAACCAAAAGGGCUGGCGUUUUAAAAAGGGUUUCCUGUGUCAUGUUCAAAUAAUAACGUGUAUAAAACAUCACUUACAAGGUUUGAUCACAAUGGAACAGCUUUGUAGAGUAUUAAAGAAGCCAAAUCGUCUCGAUGAUUAUGCAGAGGGAGAACAUAGAGGAAUUUGGUGGCGUCUGACCAACACAAGGACACAAAUACAAGUUUUACAUCGUUGUGGACAGAUAUAUGUUGUGAUAUUUUGUCUCGCCGUUUGUUGGUCGUCUGCGACACUGGGUUUACCAAUAGUCUAUGAGGAUAAUCCAGAUACCCUGUACAAAGCCCAGUGUUUGAUGAUGUAUAUCUGCUUUUGCAUAAUUUCAAACUAUUUUUUGAUUGUCUAUCAUGCAGGAAAAUCGCAUUUUUGGAAAAUAAAUUCAAAACAGUUACCAAUAAGUGACGCAAACAGAACGGCAACACGUAAUUUGUCUGGAAGAGAACAUUUGAAUUCAGAAGCCAAUGAGAGGAAUCAUUCUGAUUGGAUGAAAUGUUCCAGCUGUGAUAUUGAAGUGCCACCUAGAGCUAGACAUUGUGCAAUAUGCCAGACUUGUGUUAUUAAGAAGGACCACCAUUGUUUUUUCACCGGAUGUUGUAUUGGAUUUUAUAAUCAGAGAUACUUUAUUACAUUUUGUGUCUUUGGAAUGAUUGGAGGAACUUGGGGGUUAUACAAUCUUGGGACGUAUCUGAGUGCAAACUAUGCGCCAUUUCUUAGUUUGCAAAUCUACUGGUAUUUCUUACCAAUUUGUUUCAUAUCGUGCCUCUUUGGCCAAGUGUCGUUUUACCACGCUUGUUUAGUAUUACUAUUUUACCUUCAUAUUACAAGCACUGCAACCUCUUACUAUUAUUUUGCUUGGCAGAUGUACAUAAUAUACCAUGGACAGACGAGUUACGAAUGUGUCAAAAGAAAGAAAAUUUACAAUGACGAUUUUUGGGCCAAUAUGAGAUCAGUGUUUGGCUCAUAUUGGAUCGUAGGAUUUUUGGUGCCGAUGCCGUUUUUGCUCAAUGAAGGUGAUGGAAAAACGUGGAGACUACACAGAAAAGUUAUGUGAGACAGAAAAAAUGACAAUCUGUUAUAAAUCGAAUGUUAAGUGAUGCAUAUUUAGGAAUCACGCACUCUCUGUAAAGCACUUUUUCCGAACUAUCAGUUGGUAUAGAUUUAUAUCAGUCCCUCUCAGUCCCAGUAGAUUUUCUGUUGUGGAAAAAUUCAGUUCAUUUUCGUACAAAUUUAAGCGGUAUUUAAUUAUAGUUUAAGUACUUCUAUAUAAAGUUUGAUACGAAAAAUCAUCCACUAUGUUUAAUAAUAAAAAAUGAGUGCCUUUUGAAAUUAUGUAAUUCUACACUUUUCUCUAUAUAACAUGUUUAAUGCUCAUUGCAGCUCAAUAACUGAAUGCCAUUACAUUUUUUAAUACGUUGUUUUUUGCUUUUGUGUAACAGCACAAUGUAGGAUGUUUUUAGAGUUGGUGACAUUGAUUUGAUAUUUCACUGUAAAAUGCUGUUUUUUUAGAUGUGAAAUUGAUUCUAUUCGAUAAUUAUUUUACAGAAGUAUCGUUUUAUUGUAUUUUAUAAUCAAUUAUCACAACGCCUGUUAAACUCUUCACGCUUGUUCCCAAAGGUAAAGGACUACGCAAUUUAUUUAUUGUCUACACCAGAUCUUAACGAGUGGAAAAUACCAUACACGAUUGUGCUAAAACAUUACUCGCUGUGCUUUGAUCUAGCUUUGGAAAUAAACUUUAAAAAGAUGAUAUACAUGUAUCUUGGUAUAUGGACAUGCGGUUUGAUAUUACUCAUAGUAAUGUUCAACUUCAAAAAAAUCUUUAUUUAUUAAAUAUUUAAUCAGUAAUAAUGUAUUAUUUAAAAUAGACUAAUAUGAAAUAUUGCUUUGUA
This is a messenger RNA of Ruditapes philippinarum (Manila clam), 1976 nucleotides long. RefSeq lists its product as uncharacterized. The transcript has 2 exons. Gene Ontology annotation, molecular function: palmitoyltransferase activity. NCBI's taxonomy places the organism in Eukaryota, Metazoa, Mollusca, Bivalvia, Venerida, Veneridae. The record is from RefSeq and is a predicted model, not a curated record. Bases 146 to 1141 code for a protein of 331 amino acids.